UUUUCCUUUGUGUGUUUUGGUUUCAUUAAUUUCUCCGGACGGCUGAAUUUUUCGAGAAGCAUUUUGAUUUGUUUUCUCGAUCGAGGAUGAGUCCUUCCCAUCUCCAUGAAGAUCCGCAGAGAGACCGCGUCAAGGGCAGCAGCCACCCUCCGCUGAAGAUCAGCAAGGACUUGCACUGCCCGAUGAAGAGGUCGUCGCCGUCCUCGUCCUCCUCAUCAUCGUCCUCGCAGCAGUCUUCCAUGUCGUCAACGUCAUCCUCAUCGGGAUCGGCCCUAAUCAACGGCUCAAGAUCAGGUGGCGGCCCGUCGAGGGGCCCUGGGGCCCACCAGCGCCAGCCUGUGAUCAUCUACACGCACUCGCCCAAGGUGAUCCACACUCAACCGCAGGAUUUUAUGGCCCUCGUGCAGAAGCUCACGGGGCUCUGCCACCCUGAGGACUCGGACGGGCAGCCCCCUCCGCAUCCCCAGUCGAAGAAGGAGCCCUCGUCGGACAAUCCGGACAAUAUUAAUAAGAACAAUUUCAGCCUGUUCGGUGGCAUUUCCAACGCCGAUGAGACUGAGGCAUCCUCAGUGAUCACCGAAGAGAAUAAUUCCAUCAACAUCGCUGAAAGCCAGGUGAUUAAUUCAACCUUUUUGCCGCCCCCAAUCUACGAAGGGCAUCCGAACCUGUACAUGACUAGCUUUCCGGUGUUCAACCCUAAUUCUUCACCAGAUUUCUUACGUCCGAACCAAUCUAAUUUCUAUAGCAGUUAUGGUGAUAGAUUGUAUUUUGGCCCUAACAUUCGGAGCACAUUCACAUCAACUCCAACAUUGGAGAUGAUAAUGAAUGAGCUUCGUGAAUGUUGAGGUUUUUGAUCUGAUCUUUGUUCUAGGAUAUAGAAGUACCUGUUUUUGUUGGAUUAUUUCCGAGCUUGUGCAAAUAAAAAGCCAGUUAUUUAUCGAAUAAAGUUUCUUCGGAAAACAUAUACGACAUCCCAUGUAGUCCUUAUUGAUAUUUAAUUUACAUUCAUUGUACUUUAGAAUUUUUAUGA
Molecule: messenger RNA, 1030 nt
Organism: Punica granatum (pomegranate)
Lineage: Eukaryota; Viridiplantae; Streptophyta; Magnoliopsida; Myrtales; Lythraceae
Source: RefSeq, a predicted model, not a curated record